AUGGCGGCCGCGGCGCUCCUCCGCUGGACGGCCCCAGGCCGUGGCGCCUCCGCCUGGGGCUUGCGGCUGUGCGCGGCCCCGAGGCGCCGCCUCACGCACGGCGCAGGCAGUCCUGGCGGUGACAACGGCAACGACUCGGCCUGGACCUGCUUCCCACUUGGCGAGCGCGGGGUGCUGCGCGUGCGCGGGCCGGACUCGGUGCCCUUCCUCUCGGGGUUGCUGACCAAUGAGCUGCCGCUUCCGGGUCCCGGGACUGGGACGACCCCGCCUUUGGCGCGUGCGGGCUACGCCCACUUUCUCAACGUCCAGGGCCGGACGCUCUAUGACGUAAUCCUGUACCGGGUCCCUGAGGCAGGUGUGGACGCGGCAGCGGGCUUCUUUCUCGAGUGUGACAUCUCCGUGGCGCACACGCUGCAGAAGCACCUGGUGUUCCACCGGAUCCGGCGGAAGGUGGAGGUGGAGCUUUGCCCGGAGCUGGGAGUGUGGGCCAUGCUGCCCAGCACCUCCGAGGUCCACAGAGCCCCCCUGCAGGAGAAGGCAGAGGGGGCCACGAUCCUCACUGCCGACCCCAGGACGGCCUGCAUGGGCUGGCGCCUGCUCACCCCAAAGAAGAGCUCGGCCCUGUACCUGGUGCCCGGCAGCCGGCACGGAGACCUCAGGGACUACCACAGGCACCGAUACCGGCAAGGCAUUCCAGAGGGGGUACGAGACCUCCCCCCAGGAGUGGCUCUGCCCUUGGAGUCCAACCUGGCCUUCAUGAACGGAGUCAGCUUCACCAAGGGCUGCUAUGUCGGCCAGGAGCUGACGGCCCGCACCUACCACAUGGGUGUCAUCCGCAAGCGUCUCUUCCCCGUGCAGCUGUGUGGCCCGCUGCCGGCAGCCGGCAUUGCGCCUGGCACCCCUGUCCUCACUGAGUCAGGAAAGGCAGCUGGGAAGUUCAGGGCCGGUGAGGGCGACCUGGGGCUGGCCCUGCUGCAGACUGAGAAAAUCAAGGGUCCUCUGUACAUCAAAAGCUCUGAAAGUGGUCAUGUGGCCUUAAGUGCUUCUGUGCCAGCCUGGUGGCCCAAAGCCACCAAGUAAACCUGAAUGUCCCCUCUGGUGUUGGCUGGGCUGAGCUGCCCAUGGUGCCAUGAAGGGUGCUGGCCUAUGGAGCUUGUCCACUUGUUUGCUGUGCUCUCUGCAGCUUAGCAGGCAUUCCAGGGCCUUGCUGCUGUCACGCCCCUGACCUCCCUGGGGGAGCCUUGAGGAGGGCAGCCAGCUGGCCAGUGUUCCCCAAGUGGGCCCCUGUGAGCACCCACCUUGGGAAGUUCCUAUAUGUGCCCACCUCAUGUGGCUGCAGGCUUCGGAUGCUUCCUCGGAGACCCUGGCACUCAGUGUCUAGCUGAGGACUGGGCCUUCCUCUCCUCUGGCUCAGGAGAAGAGGUAGGACCCCUGCUGGGGGAGAAGCCAGCCUGCCACUGUGCUGAUCUAAGCCCCUGUAGACCCAGGGCCAGGCUGCAGAUGGGCCCAGGGGCCAUCUGUCCAUCAGAGCCCAGGACAAAGCUGGGCCUUGGUGCAUGGAGCCGGCACAGUGAGGAAGUGGGCUCUGGAUCGCCAGCACCGACUCCU
Messenger RNA from Loxodonta africana (African savanna elephant), 1608 nucleotides. It is a transcript of the gene IBA57, whose product is annotated as iron-sulfur cluster assembly factor IBA57. Lineage: Eukaryota; Metazoa; Chordata; Mammalia; Proboscidea; Elephantidae. The transcript is spliced from 3 exons. Gene Ontology annotation, biological process: iron-sulfur cluster assembly. Gene Ontology annotation, cellular component: mitochondrial matrix. Bases 1 to 1080 code for a protein of 359 amino acids. Gene Ontology annotation, molecular function: protein binding. The record is from RefSeq and is a predicted model, not a curated record.